This is a messenger RNA of Mesorhabditis belari, 1281 nucleotides long. NCBI's taxonomy places the organism in Eukaryota, Metazoa, Nematoda, Chromadorea, Rhabditida, Rhabditidae. The record is from the annotation of a GenBank genome assembly.
AUGUUUCUUCAGUAUAUCUCUCUUUUUUAUGGAUUAAUAUUUAUUACAUUUGCUAUAAAAUCGAAAGUACAUGAGGUGAAAACGAUUGAGUCAGAAGAUUUACAAAUUGAUGAACUCACUCAAUUCUCAAAUCCCGAGUCUUUUUAUUAUGAUUUCAAUGAGGAAAAUGAGAAGGAUAAAAGUCAUGAAAAACUUUACGAUGAGAUUUUAUCGACACCAUUUUUUCCGCCUUUAGAUGAAGAGAUUUCGCUCGAAAACUUUGGACAAAAGCAACUUGUUGAGGAAACUGUUACAAACGAUCCACUUCCCUGGAGAACUACAAAGAAAUUUCUGAGGCCUGGCUCGACUUUUGAGACUACAACUAUUCCUGAAGUUUUGAAUACGAUUGAAUCUUUUGAACCCUUUAUACUUGAGGAUUUGGUUGAGGACUUUGAGCCAAUCAACUCAAUGGAAAUCACCACUGAAACGCCAACCACUACUACAACAGCCAAAACUACUACAACCACUGUGCGACAAACGCCUUUUACGACAACUGAAGCGCUGACUACCACUACAAGCCCAGAAUUAACUACAACACUUUCCACCACAACCACUCAGAAAGUAACCGCAACAAGUACAACGACUACAACGACUACAACGACGACAACGACAACGACGACAACGACUACAACGACUACAACGACUACAACGACUACAACGACUACAACGACUCCAACGACGACGACUACAACGACUACAACGACUACAACGACUACAACGACGACGACUACAACGACAACGACCACAACGCAAUCUACAACAAUACUGACGACUCAACCAUCAACCACAAAAAGAAGACGGUUCAGAACGAGAACGAGAAGCACUCUUGGAUCUACAACUACGAUCCCUACAACUCCAACACCUACAACAAACGAUUUUACCAGACAAAUUCAAGAAACAACCACUCCGACUCCCACUCGUUCAAGAGUUUUCAGCUUUCAAACUCGGUCAACUACAAGACCUCAAAAUGAGAAAACAAAAGUAAUACUGAAACCAUUGCUUCUUGCACAUCCAAUGUUCCCACAUAAAGGUCCAACAUUCAACUGUCCAAUUCUGAAUCCAUUGCUCGAUGGAGAGGCCUCAUUGAGUAAUGAUGAUUCUUGUGAACUCUUGUUACCAGGUUUUAGCAAGGAUAAUUCGUGCAGAUGUACAUAUGAUGUAAAAGCUCGAGAUUUAAAUGGUUGUGCGACUGGAUUUCUCUUCACGUGUAAACCAUGGAAUCGAAAACGGAAACGAUUGAUC